AUGUCAUACGCAACUGAGUUUUGCUUUCUUCCAGAGCCCCCUUUCAAGCCCAUCCUCCGCAUGUGGCCCAGUUCUGUGGUUCCCACCAGGGGCAAUGUGACACUGCGGUGUAUCACUUCUACACGAGAUGUAAAGUGUGUUAUUAAAAAGGGAGGCACUUAUUUGGAUCCCAGGACCACGCAAGUUUUGACAACACAGACAUCUAAUUUACUUGUCAUUAGUGGAUGGACAGGUACAACUGAAUUCCUUCUCACAGAGUUACAGCAGAGUGAUGCUGAAUACUACAGCUGUGAAUGCUCCAAAAAUGAGGAUCCUGAUGCAAUGUCCAGUGAUGCAAGUCUACUCUUAGUCACAGGACAUUUACCUAAGCCGUCCCUCCAAUCUCACCAGUGGAGCAAAGUAACAGCAGGAGGGAAUGUGACUCUGUACUGCCAGAAGCCAGAUAAUAUGACUGAGUACACAAUGUUCAUGCUCCUGAAGGAAGGCAUUCCAUCACCUGUCCAGGUUCAGAGUUCAGAAAGCAACAGAGCAGACUUCUCACUUCAUAAUGUGACAGCCACAGACACAGGAAACUACAGCUGUGUCUACCACCAGAAAGAAGCCCCUUUCUGGGCCUCACACCCCAGUGAUCACUUUAAGAUCUUGGUGUCAGAUUUCCUUCCCAAACCCAGCCUCAGUGCUUGGCCCAAUGCAGUGGCAUCAGAGAACAGCAACAUGACACUGAAAUGUGUGAGUCCCAUGCCAGGCAUACGACUUGUUCUCAGAAAGGGAGAUAAAAUUUUGGAUUCUAGGCUUCCACAUCACUUGACAGAGGGGACGGCUGAGUUUCGUCUGACUAAUCUUCGGCUGAGUCAUGCUGGACAUUAUACCUGUGAAUACUAUUUAAAGGAGUCCCCCGAUAAAAUCUCACCUUCCAGUGAUGUCCUAAUACUAUUGGUCACAGGGGACUUGCCUAAGCCUUCCCUCCGAGUCCAGCACUUGGGUCGGGUCACCACAGGAGAAGUGGUGAAGCUACAGUGUCAGAAGCCACACAAUUCAACAGAGUUGUCCCAAAUGUUUGCUCUGCUAAAGGAGGGAAAUUCAUCUCCCAUACAGCCUCUGACUUCUGAAAACAACACGGCAGAAUUCACCCUGCAGAAUGUGACAAGUCGAGAUGCAGGGAGGUACAGUUGUGUGUACCUCCAGGCAGAAGCCCCUUUCAGGACCUCCCAUCCAAGUGAUUAUCUUGAUAUCUCAGUGGCAAUGUCCCCAAGUGCCUUGUCAAAAUGUUACACCAAGAUUAAUCUCAUCAGGUUGGGAAUGUCUGCCAUGUUUGUGAUAUUUAUGGCAGUCUUCCUGGCUGAAGCCUGGUACAGCCAGAGAGUGUCCCCAAGCAGACUCAGGCCCUGCAGCUCCCCAGCACCACCAUGAACCCUUGGUCAAGGUCACAAGCCGCUCUUCUGUUUUCUAUGAAGCCUGCACUGCCAGCUCUCUGAGAGCUCUCCAGACAUGGGAUGGCAGCUCUGACCCUUCAUUCUUCCCAUGGCACAGAGGACAGAACUGGGCACAGAUGGAAUACUUCACUGAUUAACAAUUGCUACACUGAAACUACAGUAGUAUUUCUCCCUAUAAGAUAGGGCAUGCUGCCUAGAUCAUCAACCAAAACCACAGACUGUGGAUCUGUUUCUGUGUAUGUGAUUGUGUUAGCAUGAUCUAUAAGGCUUUAUUUGAUCACUCCUUAAGAAUGGAUUUUGUUUACCUUCUCAGGUAUCCUUGGCUCAAUGUAUGCCAAUUACGUAUAUGUACAUUUAUGAAGUAUAUAUUACAUGUAUCUUCUAUACAAUAACUUUUAAUGCUUCUGAUAAGUAAUUAGGUUGAUGUUUUGUUCAUUUUAUAUGUGCACAUGUCUGUGUUCGUACAUGCAUGUGUGCAUGUGGGACUAGUAUCAUGUGUCUUACCUUUACUACUUGCCAUUGUGUUAUAAAAGAUUUGUUUUUAUUUUU
Peromyscus leucopus (white-footed mouse) is the source of this 1982-nucleotide messenger RNA. Its product is annotated as T-cell-interacting, activating receptor on myeloid cells protein 1-like. Gene Ontology annotation, cellular component: plasma membrane. The record is from RefSeq and is a predicted model, not a curated record. Lineage: Eukaryota; Metazoa; Chordata; Mammalia; Rodentia; Cricetidae. The transcript is spliced from 6 exons. The coding region runs from base 1 to 1410 and encodes 469 amino acids.